AGGUGCGAAUUCGUAAGUGUUUACCAGAUCGCGUCGUAUCUGCUCGGCCUAAACGCAACGCGUCGAAGCACACAACCCACGACAGGACAAAUUGCACGCAGUUAUCAUAGGUCGGCCGUGGUUGUUUCGUGGGCGCUAGGAUGCGCAUCAUGAUGCGCGCCUGCCAGACCCUUUGCCGGCUCGGAAUUGGCCCAGGCAGCCGUGACGUUGGCAUCAACUUCUGCAGUGACCCGUUGCCAUGCAGCGAGAAGCUUCCGAGAGGCAGGGUGGGAAUGUCGCAGGAUCAGCAUGUGGUUAGAGGUGCAAAUUGGCCGCCGCGAUAUUGUUCCCUAUAUCGGCUGCGCCCGAGCACUAUAUAUGACCGGGGGAGCGGCCAGGGUCAAAGUGAAGCUGGCGAGGGUCGUGUUGACAUGUUCUGUUCACAACGUCGCUGGUCGGGGGCGGAUGAAGCUCAACGGGCCAUCGGCUACCAAGAUUUGCGUGAAUACGAUGGACAGAUAAGCCGCGCCAGGGAAGUGGCCCUGAGUGAAGAUGGAAGGCAGCGGCCACGAAGGCGCUGCAGACCUGCGACACGCUGGGCGGGCGCAGACAGACGGCCAUGGCAUAAAGACGCUGCUGCACCGUGGCGAGGCAGGGCAACGUGCAACGUGCUCGUUGUCUGGCGUGAGGAAGUUAUUGAAUCUCCUAGACCUAGCCGCGCCCGUCCGUGCGUGCUCCAGAGGCUAGUGCGGCCCCUUUGCCUGACAACCUCAACUCUUCACCGCGACGGCCAAACUUACUCUCCCUCUAUUAUUUCCUUUUCUGCUUGCUUGUUGAAUCGCACGUCGUUCUUAGCAGCAGAAGACCGACUCACGCAGACCGACCAAUGCAGGCUUGAACAACUGCUCGGGAGGCUUGGUACACGCUGCCAUCUCCGUCGAUUCACGACAGCCUUCCCAGCGCUUGACGACGUUACAUUCUAUUCUCUGUUUUAAUACCUUCUCUGUUUUGUUUCAUAGCAGGUACAUAUCCCCUAGAUGCCCGUCACCACGACAUGAGCCCGGCGACAAGUCUCGAGCCUCCCCAAUGCCGCACCCCAAGAGGCCACACCCUCGUCUCCCGCCUUCCGUCCGCGACUCUGCUCACAGUGCCCAUCGCUCCAUGACCCGCAUCCACACCCGCCCCCGUAGAGCCACCCUGCUAAUCCUGUGACGCU
Alternaria alternata is the source of this 1195-nucleotide messenger RNA. RefSeq lists its product as hypothetical. NCBI's taxonomy places the organism in Eukaryota, Fungi, Ascomycota, Dothideomycetes, Pleosporales, Pleosporaceae. The coding region runs from base 141 to 974 and encodes 277 amino acids. The transcript has a single exon. The record is from RefSeq and is a predicted model, not a curated record.